Pseudomassariella vexata is the source of this 788-nucleotide messenger RNA. RefSeq lists its product as uncharacterized. The record is from RefSeq and is a predicted model, not a curated record. Lineage: Eukaryota; Fungi; Ascomycota; Sordariomycetes; Amphisphaeriales; Pseudomassariaceae. The transcript has a single exon. Bases 291 to 671 code for a protein of 126 amino acids.
ACGGAAGUCCAAGUCGGGCCAUCAAGCGAGACAGCUUCAAGAAAGGUUCCCUAGCAGUCUACUAGGGGAUCGGCGGCUGCAAUUUUACCAAAAUACAGAGGCGCAACUUCACUGUGUAUUGGCUUUACAUGAAAUGCCAGCCGACUACGGGAGUAACAUGGGCAGAUUCAGGGCGGGGGAGAUCGAAGCGCAUCCAACAUAGCCCAUCGUCUAGGAAAAGCAGGUCAAGAUGGGAUCCCAAGACAUGACGUCACCUCGAUCUUUGAGGAGUAUAAACCCGAUGCCUUUGGAUGCGGCGCCUCAGAUCUCUGUGGCUCUACCAUACUCGCCAUCGUCAGCCGCAAGGCCGUUACUUAGGCUACGACUGGGAGACCAUCUCCUUCUCGCUGAAGGUAUCUGAGUUGCCAAGAGCAGUCCACAACCAUCCAGCAGGACCAUGCGUGGGUAUAGGGAAUGAAUGUGGACUGCUCCUGGCUCAUCACACCUUUGGCAUCCCAUAUCUCCUCUAUAAGCCGGUGUUUCUCCUUAUCACUCUGAAGGUGUUCCUCAGCUCCUUCCGCAUAGGCUCUCUCAAUGUUUCUCCCGACUCCUAUUCAACGGAUCUUGUCUGUUUUCGAAGAGAUUCACGUAUCUCUCCCCCAAACUCCUCUUGGAUGGGUAGGUUCCCUUAGCUGUUUCUAAGGAGGCUCCCUCUCUGCGUCCUUGUCCUCCCGAAUAGGAUUCUGCCAUCCAGAACGAACGUCUUACACGGAAAUCCGUUUAGAUCCCCGGUAAUUACGACGUAGAAA